UCAGAUUCUGUUAAAAGACAACAAAUUAGUAAUCAGAUGAAACAGUUAUUAGGAUUUAAAGAAUGUAUUAGAUUUUUAGAUAGAACUGAUAUUGUACUUGAAUAUAAACUAUUAGUAGAUA
Molecule: messenger RNA, 121 nt
Organism: Scutellospora calospora
Lineage: Eukaryota; Fungi; Glomeromycota; Glomeromycetes; Diversisporales; Gigasporaceae
Source: the annotation of a GenBank genome assembly